AUGACAAAAGACCACACAAAAUGUGCUGGUCCAUCUGACUUUGCCAUUCCACGUCCAAUUUCUUCUGACGGUCAGCAAGCCCUUAUUGAUCUGCAUAAUCAAUAUCGUGCUGCUGUUCCGGCAGCGAAUAUGCUUAAGACCUAUUGGGAUCCAGAACUAGCAACAAUGUCACAAAACCAUUGUAAUAUGUGUGGAUUUGAUCAUGAUCUAGCUGAAAAUCGUAUUUCUGUCAAGUAUGGAUGGAAAAAUGGUCAGAAUAUGAUAGUAACAACGGAUCAACGUAGCCCAGCGACUGAUUUAUUUUCAAUGAUGUAUGAUGCUGAACAAAAACGAUUUGCCUUCGGUGUAGGAUGUAACGAUACGACAAAAGCCGGAUGUCUUCAUUAUACGCAAGCUAUGUUAUCUAAUAUUAAUCUGAUGGGUUGUAGUCAAACAGAUUGUAUAUAUCCUGAUCAAGUACAACGAUUUUGUUGUUGUAAUUAUAUUCAAUCACAAUAUGCAAAUAGUUACAUGACUCCAUAUCAGAAAGCAUGCCCAAAUAAUUGUGAUAAAAAAAAAAUGUUAUGUGAUUGUGGUACUAAAGUGUGUCCAAAUGGUCAAUCACUUGAUGCGGUAUGCAAUUGUGGUGAUCCUAAAAAACGACAACACAACAGUAAUGAUGAGAAUGACUCAUUGUACAAACGUUCUGAAGAUAUUUUAGAAGCUGAAGAAAAACGCGAUCAAAAUACGGAAGAAAUCGUAGAUCCUGUUUAUAUUUAUCAUUCACCAACUGGCGAAAUAUCUGGCAGAGAAUUCGUUAAUAUUAGAGCAGAAAAACGACGAAAACAUAACAAUAUUAGACCUGAAAAACGAAAAUUUAAUCAUAUUAUACCAGCAAAACGCAAUGAAAAUACGGAAGAAAUCGUAGAUCCUGUUUAUAUUUAUCAUUCACCAACUGGUGAAAUAUCUGGCAGAGAAUUCGUUAAUAUUAGAGCAGAAAAACGACGAAAACAUAACAAUAUUAGACCUGAAAAACGAAGAUUUAAUCAUAUAACACCAGCAAAACGAAGAUUUAAUCAUAUAACACCAGCAAAACGAAGAUUUAAUCAUAUAACACCAGCAAAACGAAGAUUUAAUCAUAUAACACCAGCAAAACGAAGAUUUAAUCAUAUAACACCAGCAAAACGAAGAUUUAAUCAUAUUAAACCAACAAGAGAUGAAUUAGUUCGCAGUAUUGAUCAAAUGGUUGAUGAACUUGAACAAAAACAACAACGUAGCACAAAUUUAAUGAUGGAACAAAAUGAAAUGGAAGAAAAUAUUUGA
This is a messenger RNA of Didymodactylos carnosus, 1302 nucleotides long. Lineage: Eukaryota; Metazoa; Rotifera; Eurotatoria; Philodinida; Philodinidae. The record is from the annotation of a GenBank genome assembly.